Messenger RNA from Vigna angularis (adzuki bean), 3129 nucleotides. RefSeq lists its product as uncharacterized. NCBI's taxonomy places the organism in Eukaryota, Viridiplantae, Streptophyta, Magnoliopsida, Fabales, Fabaceae. Gene Ontology annotation, biological process: proteolysis. Gene Ontology annotation, molecular function: aspartic-type endopeptidase activity. The transcript has a single exon. Bases 602 to 3109 code for a protein of 835 amino acids. The record is from RefSeq and is a predicted model, not a curated record.
GCCAAUGUUUUUAUUUGAAUCCCUUUUUUAUUUUUGUAAAUUUGUUUAUAUUGAGUUUUCUAGUAUUAUUAUUUUUAUAUUGUGCCCUUCACUCCAUACUAAACUAAAAAUUGUAACUGACUCUAAAUCUGUGCUUGACUGUGAUAAUCAUUAUACUUAGCCCAAAACAGUAAAUUAAAACGUGAAGUCCACUGUUAGACCAUUAAAAGUGUAUAUGAGGAGGAAUAAAAGAAGAGAGAGUUAGUGGCGGGUAGAGGGGAAAUCAGUUAGAGGAGAGAGGGUGAGUUUGUUAGAAGAGAGAGAUAGUAUAAAUAACAAAUAGUUGGAGAGAGGGAGGGGAUGAGGAUUUUGGAAUUAAGACUGGACCUCUUGGCCAGUGGAGGAAGGGAGGCUUCCUUGGGGGAGAGUGAGAUACCGAUAUUCAUCUUUUCUUAUCAUUACAGAGGAAAUAUCAAUACAUAUACAUACAUAUUUCUUAUACUGUUGAGUGUGUGAGUAUUAUUUGCCGCUGUUCAGUUCCUUGCAUAAAGGAACCUAACAGAUUUGGUCCGACCUGCCGGAUUAUUUUGGAGGGAAGAGGAGUGCGCGUGAUAGGAGAAGAAUGGAGGGACGAAUGGUGGCUGUGGAGUCGACGAUGGAGGAGUUGAAGGCAGAAAUGCGAGCGAUGACUCUCGAGUUUCGACGAGCCCUCGGAAGACGUUCUGGAACCCGCGAUAGGAGUUCUGAGGGGAGUCGAAAUUCCGUCCAGGGUGAUCGUGAACGAAGGUCGACAGAGAGCUCUGAUGAAGAAUCGGAGGAGGAGCGGAACGACGUACAACGCAGUUGGAUGAAGCGAGUUGAGCUUCCAACUUUUGAAGGUACUGAUCCAACAGGAUGGAUAGCGAAGGCUGAGAAAUUUUUUGACAUCCAAGGAGUGACGGAGAAGGAGAAGAUGAAGUUAGUGUAUAUCUGCAUGGAUGGAAGCGCUAACUACUGGUUUCGCUUCUGGCGGAAGAAAACCCGACAUCCAACGUGGAGGUUCGGCGGAUUAAUUAGGGGAACCGUCUUUGAGAAAUUGGCCGCGGUGCGACAGAGAGGGGGCGUCGAUGAGUAUAUCCAGGAGUUCGAGGUACUCGUGGCGCAGGCGACCGGAGUAACCGAAGACCAAUUGCUGGGAUAUUUUUUCGCGGGUUUGCAGGAGGGAUUACGAAACACUGUGAGACCGCAUGACCCACGCGAUUUGUUGACGGCGAUGGAGAGAGCUAGGGACAUCGAUCAAGUGGGAUGGACGUCGCGAGGAAGUAGUGGAGUGGGAGGAAGAGGCGGAGCGACGUGGGGAAGAUAUUCCGCGAGUUCAGGAACGGUGGCGAGGACAGAAACUUUUCGCGGACCGUCAGAGGGAUCGGUGAAUGGCGGCGGAGGGCAAGGAAUGAAGAAGGACGUUAGUGCGAAUACUAUGGCUUCGAAGGCUGGUAACAGUGGAGGAGGAACCGUGGGACGAGGCAUUCAGACCCUGCCUUAUCAAGAAUACAUGAAGCGGCGAGAAGAAGGAUGUUGUUUCCACUGCGGCGGACCUUACAGUCCAGGUCAUCGUUGCGCUGAACGGAGCAUGCGGGUGAUGAUAUUGGCGGAGGAGGAUGAAGAUGAAGAAGCGGAGGCAAGUGUCGAAGUAGAACAGAAGGCUAUGGAGUUGUCGGGAUUGUCCGCGGGUGGCCUCUCGCAAUCGAACACGAUGAAGCUGCAAGGGUGGGUGCAGGGGAAGAGAGUUCUGGUGCUUAUUGACAGUGGAGCUACCCAUAGUUUUAUAUCCAACCGAUUGGUGGAAGAGCUGGGUCUGGAGUGCACCGACACACGCCCUUAUAAAGUGUGUUUAGGGGAUGGACAAAGGAAAGAAACCAGCGGGUAUUGCACAGGAGUCUCGGUGUUAUUAGAAAACUUAGAAGUUAGAGAUAAGUUAUAUCUCUUUGAAUUAGGCGGUGUGGACAUAAUAUUGGGAAUGACCUGGUUAUCCUCCCUAGGAGAGAUCAAAGUAGAUUGGGGACAGCUCAUCAUGAAGGUGGCGCAUGGAGGAAGAGAAGUGGAGGUAAAGGGGGAUCCAUCAUUGACACAUAGGGUAGUGACUCCUGAAGCUCUUAUAAAAGAAAAAGGGAUUGAAAUGCUGUCUUUAGAGAGUGGCUUAAUGCAAGAGGAGGAGGUAGAGCUGGAACAAAUUCUGAGUGCUUUUGAAGGGGUAUUCCGAGACCCCCAAGGCCUCCCACCCGAGAGGAGAGUGGAUCACAGAAUCCCUUUAAAAGAGGGUAGUGAGGCCGUCAAUGUGAGGCCAUACAGGUACCCUCAUGGAAUGAAAGCUGAGAUAGAGCGUCAGGUGGAAGAGAUGUUGAAUUUGGGCAUUAUCAGGCCCAGUAACAGUCCUUACUCUAGUCCUGUAAUAUUGGUGAAAAAGAAGGAUGGAAGUUGGAGGUUUUGUGUGGAUUAUAGGGCAUUGAACAGGGUAACAGUGGCUGAUAAAUAUCCCAUUCCAGUCAUUGAGGAGCUGCUGGAUGAACUUCAAGGUGCAUCAUAUUUUUCUAAAAUUGAUUUAAAGGCUGGGUAUCAUCAGAUAAGAAUGAAGAGGGAAGACAUUCCAAAAACUACCUUUCGGACACAUCAAGGGCAUUAUGAAUUCCUUGUGAUGCCUUUUGGAUUAACAAAUGCACCAGCCACAUUCCAGGACAUGAUGAAUUCAAUUUUAAGGCCGCUAUUGAGGAGGUUCGUGUUAGUAUUUUUUGACGAUAUACUUAUCUAUAGCAAGACUUGGGAGGAGCAUUCUCAACACCUCACUCAAGUCUUAAAAGUCUUGGCUGAACAUGAACUUUUUGCAAACAAAAAAAAGUGUGACUUUGGGAGAAGACAAGUGAGAUAUUUGGGGCACAAGAUAUCGGCAGCAGGGGUGGAGAUGGACAGGGAGAAGGUGGCAGCUGUCUUGGAAUGGCCAAAACCCAGAAACAUCAAGGAGUUAAGAGGGUUCCUUGGGUUAACUGGGUAUUAUCGCAGGUUCAUUAGAGAUUAUGGGAAAAUGGCUAAACCCCUUACUGAUUUGUUGAAAAAGGGAAUGUUUAAAUGGUCUAAAGAGGGGGCCAUGGCACUGUAGAAGCUUAAAGAGGCAGUGAC